CCUUGUGCUUUCGAUCCCGAACUGCCUGCGGGGGAGAGAGCGAGAGGCGGGGAGGAUAUCGCCGGCUGGAAACUCCUCUGCGGCGCCGGGAUCUUGGUUCUUCGGGCGAGGGGGGACAGCAGGACUGACUCACGCGCGGAGCGGCGAGGGCUCGCGAGUUCCCAGCGCCAGUUUUCCGGGCGUUUCGGGAGGAGGAGAAGGAGAACGACAUGUUUGGCUGGGGGUGCCCUGGGGCCGUGCUGGGCGGGCUGCUGGGAUCCUGGCUGCUUCUGGCGGGAUCUAGUUCAGGAUCUAAAUGGAAAGGACCAAAACUAAAUAUAGUGGGAACGCAACACGUCAUACAAGAAGGAGAUACUUUAAACAUCAUCUGCAGCGGGGAAGUGGUCCAUUCAUGGUCUCUGCCUGAAAGUCUAAGUAAGAGCAGCAAACGGCUCAAUAUAGUGACAUAUACUUGUGGAAGGAAUGGUAAACAGUUCUGUAGCAGCCUGACCUUGAACCGAGCUCAAGCAAAUGACACAGGAUAUUAUAGCUGCAGAUAUCCAUCCUCAAGUGCUGCAAGAAAGAAGACAGAAUCUACAAUAUAUAUAUUUAUUAAUGAUACACACAGCCCAUUUGUAAAGCCGUACCCAGAUAUACCAGAAAUGAUACGCAUGGACUAUGGACAAGAACUCAUCAUCCCAUGCAGAGUUACAGCACCAGAUAUCAAUGUUGAAUUAAGCAAGGUGCAAGAAAGAACCAUAGUUCCUGAUGGGAAAACAAUAAUCUGGGAUAGUACGAAGGGCUUUAUCAUACAAAAUGCAACCUACGAAUUUGCAGGCCUUUUCGCCUGUAAAACAAGUAUUGAUGGACGUGCCUACAGCAGUAAUUACCUGACAUACAGGAUUACCAAUGAUAUCCUUAGUGUCCAGUUAAAUGCCUCAAGACCGGUCAAGUUAUUGAAAGGACACAACCUUGUCCUUAACUGUACUAUCACCGCAGCCUGGAACACAAGAGUGCAGAUCAUGUGGAGUUAUCCUGGUGAGACAAGUGAAAGAGGCACCAUAUCUAGAAGCAUUAUUCAAAAGAAUGGUGGAUACAAUCUAUUUUACAGUAUUCUGGUUGUUGAUAAAGUCCGUGAUAUCGACAAAGGGCAGUACACCUGCCACGUAAAGAGCGGCCCAUCUGUGAAAUCAGUUAAUGCAAAUGUUCACAUUUAUGAUAAAGCAUUCAUAAAUUUGAAACAUCGACGAAAAAAUGUGCUGGACGUUCUAUCUGGCAAGAAGUCCUAUCGACUUUCUGUGAAAGUGAAAGCAUUUCCCGCACCAGAGGUUGUAUGGUUGAAGGAUGGGUUACCUGCUGCUGAAAUGUGUGCCCGGUAUAAAAUUAAAGGUUUUUCACUCAUCAUAAAACACGUUGCUGAAGAAGACGCAGGAAAUUACACUAUAUUGUUGAGCACUCAGAAAUGGAACCUCCAGAAAAACUUAACAGUCAUGCUCAGAAUAAAUGUGAAACCUCAGAUUUAUGAAAAAGUCUCAUCUAUUCCUGGCCCUAAUCUCCAUCAGCUGGGUAGUAAACAAGUUCUAACUUGCAUUGUUUAUGGUAUUCCUCAACCUACGAUUAAGUGGACCUGGCACCCCUGUCAACAGAAUCAUUCCACCACAAGGUCUGAGUUUUGCUCCAGUCCAGAGAGUUCUUUCAUCUUGAAAUCGGGGAGCACUACAGGAAACAGAAUCCAAAGCAUCACUCAAAGAACAGCAGUAAUAGAGGGGAAGAAUAAGACUGCAAGCAUAUUGGUUGUGGCGGAAUCCAGGUCUUCCGGAAUCUACAGCUGCCUUGCUUCCAAUAAAGUGGGAAGUGACAAAAGAAGCAUUAGUUAUGUUGUCACAGACGUGCCCAAUGGAUUCCAUAUUAACUUAAAGAAAACACCCGUUGAAGGAGGAACCCUGGUGUUGUCCUGUUCAGCCAACAAGCUCCUAUACAAAGACAUCACCUGGUCAUUGCCAAGGACAGUAAACAACAGCCAGACAAGAAUAAAAAAGGCAGCCACUAAGGAGUAUUCUGUUGACCUCAGCCUCACCAUCAAGAACAUUACGCUUGAACAUUCAGGCACCUACUCCUGCCGAGCACGGAACAUAUACACUGGAGAAGAACAGCUUCAAAAGAAAGACGUUACAGUCAGAGCUCAGGAAGCACCGUACCUCCUUCGGAACCUCACUGAUCAGGUUGUCAACACCAGUCACUCUGUUAGUCUGGAGUGCCAUGUUCAUGGUGUGCCAGAGCCUCAGAUAUCCUGGUAUAAAAACAACGAACAGAUACAGCAAGAACCAGGUAUAAUAUUAGGUCCAGGAAGCCAGAGUCUGUUGAUUGAAAGAGCCCAAGAGGACGAUGCUGGGCGCUACCAGUGUGUGGCCAGUAACCUGAAAGGGACGGUGGAGACUUCAGCCUAUGUCACCAUACAAGGAGUAUCAGAGAGCUCAAACCUGGAGCUAAUAACCUUGACCUGCACCUGUGUGGCAGCAACACUCUUCUGGCUUCUAUUAACACUCUUCAUACGCAAGCUAAAACGGCCUCAUUCUUCGGAAAUCAAGACAGAUUAUUUGUCAAUCAUAAUGGAUCCCGAAGAAGUCCCCUUAGAUGAACAAUGUGAACGACUUCCUUAUGAGGCCAGCAAAUGGGAAUUCGCCCGGGAAAGGCUUAAACUGGGAAAGACUCUUGGGCGAGGUGCAUUUGGGAAAGUAGUACAAGCAGCUGCUUUUGGAAUUAAAAAGUCACCCACGUACAAAGUCGUUGCUGUGAAAAUGUUGAAAGAAGGAGCCACAGCCAGCGAAUACAAAGCUCUGAUGACUGAGCUGAAGAUCUUGAUACAUAUCGGCCAUCAUCUGAACGUUGUGAAUUUGCUGGGAGCUUGCACAAAGAGUGGAGGACCGCUAAUGGUGAUUGUUGAAUAUUGCAAAUAUGGAAACUUAUCAAGCUACUUGAAGAGCAAAAGGGAUUUCUUUUGUACCAACAAGGAUGCAUCCAUUCAAGGUGAGGUGAUGACAGAGGAGAAGGAUGUUGAGCCUGUCAGCGGUAAAAGAAAGAGACUGGAAAGCAUCCCAAGUCGAGAGAGUUUAGCGAGCUCUGGGUUUCAGGAAGAUAAAAGUUUAAGUGAUGUGGAGGAGGAAGAGGAGGAUUCUGAUUAUUUUUACAAGUGGCCUCUUACAAUGGAAGACCUAAUUUCUUACAGUUUUCAAGUGGCCAGAGGCAUGGAAUUCUUGUCAUCACAAAAGUGCAUCCAUCGUGACUUAGCGGCCAGAAACGUCCUUUUAUCGGAAAACAAUGUUGUGAAGAUCUGUGAUUUUGGCCUUGCAAGAGAUAUUUAUAAGAAUCCUGAUUAUGUGAGAAAAGGCGAUGCGCGUCUCCCCCUCAAAUGGAUGGCACCAGAAUCUAUAUUUGAUAAAAUCUAUAGUACCAAAAGUGAUGUUUGGUCCUAUGGAGUGCUGUUGUGGGAAAUAUUUUCUUUAGGUGCAUCCCCAUAUCCAGGUGUUCAAAUAGAUGAAGCUUUCUUCAGCAAGUUAAAAGAAGGCAUACGGAUGAAAGCCCCGGAGUUUGCAACCGCGGAAAUAUAUCACAUCAUGCUGGAUUGUUGGCAGGGUGACCCAAAUGAAAGGCCAAAGUUCUCAGAGCUGGUGGCAAGAUUAGGGGACCUACUUCAAGCAAAUGUCCGGCAGGAUGGCAAAGACUAUAUCCCUCUGAAUACUAUAUUAUCAGUGGAGACUGGACUUGACAAUUCUUCUCCGACUUCCCCUACCCUUCAUGAAAGAGAAAAUGAUUCCAUGCCAGCCUUCAAUUAUGCAAGCAUCGAAAACACUGGAAGACACAGUAAUGCCUUCAGAAUGAAGCCACCCCAGAGGGUCAAGACCUUUGAAGAACUUUCUCCCAAGGACAAAUCUAGACACGAUGAUUACCAAGCGGACAGUGGAAUGGCGCUGCCUUCAGAAGAGCGGAAGCGUUUUACAUGGACGGGCAGUAAACAAAAGCAAACUUUCUUUGGCCUCCGCUAUGGCAGCAGAAGCAAAGAGUCUGUCCUUUCUGACACAGCCAAGCCGAAUGUCUACAGCUUCAGCUGCGGACACAUCAGCGAUGUGACUCGGCCAUUUACUUGUGGCAAUCUAAUAUGGGAAGGAAAAGCUGUGCAGGGGUUCCUUCCACGCAGCUACAACUCUGUGGUUCGGUAUUCUACUCCACCAGUUUAGCAUUGGGACUUCGCCAGCGACUCAAAAGCAGCUGCAUUUCUCUGCUGUCACCAUUCUAAAGUUGGACAGUCUGGACUGCUGCUCACUGAUCCACCACCAUUUAUGUAGAGUACAGAUGUUCAUUUCUAUGAAGCACCAGGAGCAGCCUCCUCACAACCGCUGUACUUCAUCUACUGUGGCACUAGCUCCCACCCGAUAAUGGGAAUUUUUUAAUUGUACAAAUGCAAUAGGGAAGAGAAGGCUUGCUGCAGAGUGGGGUGGGGUAACACAUGCCUCCGUGGACUUUCUCCCCGAAUUCCAGAUUCUUGCACUGGUCCCACACAACACAAGAGAUUGACACUGACUAGACCAGAAGCUGCUUCCAAACUAGUCCAUCCAAUUCUAUUGCCAAAGGAGAGUUUUAUUAGACAUGUCCCUGUGCGCAUAAAGCAGAUCUCCGAAAGAGGCACAAAAAUCUCUGCACCAAUGCACUGUCAGUAGCUGUGGCCCCAAUCCUGUCUCAGAACGCGGUGCCAGCACACUAGCAUGAGGAAAUGCUAUAGUACUGAAAACUGUUACCAUUGGCCAAAAUAUGACCAAAUGUUGAUAUAGCCAGGGGCAAACUGAAGUUGGGUCAUGGCUAAGGAGGCAUACCAUGUACAGUAUCCUGCAGGGAUUUUGGUCACCAGACCGAAGUAUAUAACUUCAGAUCUCAGUUGCCAUCACAUUAUUUAAGUGUGGAAUCUGGCAUUAUGGGUGGAACACAGCAUGCUGAGAAUUGCAGCUGCCUCUUACAGAUGCGCACAGAAAUUUCUUGUCAUUUUGGUUGCAGAUGGGCCCGAACAUUUGCAAGGAAUGCCCAAGCAAAACUACAGAGAGGAGCAGAGCAGUACUCUCCCUGGAUGAGGUGGGAAUUCAGUACUUUGCAUAGUGCUUUAUCUUGUAGUUAACUGAAGCAGCAUAUACAUUGGGCAAAGUAAAUAUGCAGAGUGGAUUAAUGAAGGUAAUUCAUAGAUGUUGAAGAAUUCAGCUUUUCUUGAAGCAGAAUUUGGAACCUUUUUU
Elgaria multicarinata webbii is the source of this 5255-nucleotide messenger RNA. RefSeq names its product fms related receptor tyrosine kinase 1 (gene FLT1). The transcript is spliced from 30 exons. Gene Ontology annotation, biological process: positive regulation of kinase activity; vascular endothelial growth factor receptor signaling pathway; protein phosphorylation. Gene Ontology annotation, molecular function: ATP binding; vascular endothelial growth factor receptor activity; growth factor binding. The record is from RefSeq and is a predicted model, not a curated record. Lineage: Eukaryota; Metazoa; Chordata; Lepidosauria; Squamata; Anguidae. Bases 210 to 4214 code for a protein of 1334 amino acids. Gene Ontology annotation, cellular component: signaling receptor complex; plasma membrane.